Messenger RNA from Linderina pennispora, 2442 nucleotides. RefSeq names its product putative SEC23. Gene Ontology annotation, biological process: intracellular protein transport; endoplasmic reticulum to Golgi vesicle-mediated transport; COPII-coated vesicle budding. The record is from RefSeq and is a predicted model, not a curated record. NCBI's taxonomy places the organism in Eukaryota, Fungi, Kickxellomycota, Kickxellomycetes, Kickxellales, Kickxellaceae. The coding region runs from base 163 to 2442 and encodes 759 amino acids. Gene Ontology annotation, molecular function: GTPase activator activity; zinc ion binding. The transcript has a single exon. Gene Ontology annotation, cellular component: endoplasmic reticulum exit site; COPII vesicle coat.
AAUGGGAGAGUGAAGCGUCGGCUGGCUGUGUUUGAAAAAGUUCCCGCGCAUGAGGUGCCGUGCCCUGGGAACCCGGCUAAGAGCAAGCGUUGGCCGGCGAUUCCAGUUGCUCCCCAUCUCUCGUUCAUACAUCUGAAAUUUCUAGCCCAGGCAUUUCUCAUCAUGGAUUUCGAAGCUAUUGAGGACCAGGACGGCAUCCGCUGCUCGUGGAAUGUGCUCCCGAACACGCGCAUUGAGGCGACUCGCUGUGUGGUUCCCGUGUCGACUCUGUACACGAUUCUCAAGGACCGGCCCGAGCUGCCACCCGUCGGCUAUGAGCCAGUUAUGUGCAAGGCGCCGUGCCGCGCAGUGCUGAACCCGUAUUGCCAGAUUGAUGUGCGUGGCAAGCUGUGGAUCUGCCCGUUCUGUCUGCAGCGCAACCAGUUCCCGCCACACUACAAGGACAUCAGCGCGCACAACCUGCCGCCCGAGCUGCUGCCGCGCUACACGACGAUUGAGUAUACCCUGGCGCGCCAGUCGCCGGUGCCGCCCGUGUUCAUGUUUGUCGUCGACACGUGCCUCGAGGAGGACGAGCUCAAGGCGCUCAAGGACAGCCUUAUCUUGUCGCUGUCGCUGCUGCCACCGACGGCACUGGUGGGUCUGAUUACGUACGGCACGAUGGUGCAGGUGCACGAGCUCGGGUACCAGGACUGCCCCAAGUCGUAUGUGUUCCGCGGCACCAAGGACUACAAUGUCAAGCAGGUGCAGGAGAUGCUGGGCAUUGGGUCGAGCAUCCGCAACCAGCCGGGGUCGGCACCGCACCAGCCGCAGCAGGCCCAGCAGGCGUAUGGCGCCGACCGCUUCCUGCAGCCUGUCGAGCAGUGCGAGUUUACGCUGACCAGCAUCCUCGAGAACCUGCAGCGCGACCCGUGGCCGGUGGCCGCUGAUAAGCGCCCGCUGCGCUGCACUGGUGCCGCCAUGGCUGUCGCUGUAGGCAUGAUGGAAUCGGCGUUCCCGAACGCCGGUGGCCGCGUCAUGCUCUUCUGCGGCGGACCUGCCACCCAGGGCCCUGGUAUGGUUGUCGGCCCCGAGCUCAAGGAGCCGAUUCGCAGUCACCACGACAUCGAGAAGGAGACCGAUCGCCACUACCGCAAGGCUGUCAAGUUCUACGAGGCCUUGUCGAAGCGGUCUGCAGCUGCCGGACACGCCAUCGACAUUUUCUCGGGCUGCCUGGACCAGGUUGGUCUGGCCGAGAUGAAGUCGCUGGUGAACUGCACUGGCGGUGUCAUGGUGCUGACUGACUCGUACGUGACCUCCAUCUUCAAGCAGUCGUUCCAGCGCAUCUUUGAGAAGGACGACCAGGAGCAGCUGCAGAUGGGCUUCAAUGCGACGCUCGAGGUGCAGACCACCAAGGAGCUCAAGGUGUGCGGCCUCAUCGGCCCGGGGAUUUCGGCCAACAAGAAGACAGCCAUUGUUUCGGACACGGAGAUCGGCAUUGGCAACACGUCUGCAUGGCGCCUGGCCACCGUCACGCCGCACACCACUGUUGGCGUGUACUUUGAGGUCGCCAACCAACAGAGCCAGGCGCUGCAGCCCGGCUCGCGCGGCCUGAUCCAGUAUGUGACUACAUACCAGCACUCGUCGGGUCAGUACCGCAUGCGCGUGACCACCAUUGCGCGCAACUGGGCCGAGGGCUCAGCGCCCGAGAUCCCGGCGUCGUUCGACCAGGAGGCUGCGGCUGUGCUCAUGUCUCGCAUCGCGGUGUUCAAGGCAGAGCUGGACGAGGCUGCCGAUGUGCUGCGCUGGCUGGACCGCAUGCUGAUCCGUGUGUGCCAAAAGUUCGGCGACUACCGGCGCGACGACCCGGCGAGCUUCCGUCUGGCACAGAACUUCUCGAUCUACCCGCAGUUCAUGUACCAUCUGCGCCGCUCGCAAUUCCUACAGGUCUUCAACAGCUCGCCCGACGAGACCGCCUUCUACCGUCACUGCCUGUUCCGCGAGGACACCAACAACUCGCUGAUCAUGAUCCAGCCCACGCUGAUGUCGUACGGCUUUGAGGGCCCGCCGGCGCCGGUUCUGCUGGAUUCGGUCUCGAUGAAGGCUGACGUUGUGCUGCUGCUCGACACGUUCUUCCACAUUCUGAUCUGGCACGGUGAGACCAUCGCCGAGUGGCGCAAGGCCGGGUACCAUGAGCAGCCCGAGUACGAGAACCUGAAGCUGCUGCUGGAGGCCCCCGUCCAGGACGCCCAGGAGCUGCUUGUCGACCGCCUGCCUGUGCCGCGCUACAUUGUGUGCGACCAGCAUGGCUCGCAGGCCCGCUUCCUUGUCAGCAAGCUGAACCCGUCGACGUCGUACAACAAUGCCAACCAGUACGGCGGCGGUGAGGCCGUGCUCACUGAUGAUGUCAAUGUCAACUCGUUCCUGUCGGCCCUGAGCGCCCUGGCCGUCAAGGGUGCUUCGUAA